UGCACCCAGUGUGCACUUAUGGAGGUCGACUGUAGAAGAUGUGAUUCGAUGGUAUAAAGAUGCACGUCUCAACUUGUUAUCACUAUCAUGUGUUGCUAAAGCCCUCGAAAAGCCAAAAAAUGAAGAGAAAGACAAUUCAAGACAAGAUUGGUACCUGAUGACAGAUAAGAAUACUGCAUUUGCUCUAGUUACUCUGUAA
Molecule: messenger RNA, 199 nt
Organism: Paraglomus occultum
Lineage: Eukaryota; Fungi; Glomeromycota; Glomeromycetes; Paraglomerales; Paraglomeraceae
Source: the annotation of a GenBank genome assembly